AUGUCGCGCCGCCUCGUUGCUGACCCCUGGCGCUGCAAGGAUUGCGUCACGAGGGGCGGCGCGCCGUGGAUCAACCGUGGCGACCUCAAGCAAUGCUCCAAAUGCAACCUACUUAAAGGAGUCUGCUACGGUGGUCCCAAAACGCCCAAAGGGAGCCCUGCGACCAUGUCCAAGGGCCCACCCAAGGCAUCGAAGGAUAUGUCCGGCACCGCCUCCAUGGCUAAGCAGCUGGCCGACCUUCAGGCCAUGGUCAAGAAGCUCACGGUCACCAAGUCGCCUCCUCCUUGGGCGGCUGCUGCUGCUGCUGCUGGGGGGAGCGCUUCCAAUGCUGGGGCGGGCGUCGGAUUGGACAGUGGGUACUCCCAUGGGGCUCCCACUGGCGACAGCAGAGGCACCGCUGACCCUUCGGAGAAGCAGGUCAAGCGCGACCGCAUCAAGAAGAUCAAUGAGCUCCUCAAGGUCUAUGAUGGAUCCUCUGUGGCCUCUGACCUGGCGCAGGUCAAGUCCCUCACUGAAGAGAAGGAGCGCCUGGGCAAGGAGCUCGACGCUGAGCGCCGCUUGGAGGAUCGGGUCACCUCCCUCGCCACGAGGCUGCGGACCUCUCGUGCCAAGGCCAAGUGCCUUCGCGAGGAACACACUAGGAAGCAGCUGGUCAUCGACGAGCUGGUGGCCAAGCAGACGGUGCAGGACUCCCUGGCCGAGGCAGAUGCCGAAGUCGUGCGGCUGGAGGAGGAGGUCCAGCGCUUGGGCGCCGACCCUGCUGCCGAGCCGAAGUUUGCUGUCAACGUCCAGCAGCUUGGCGAGCUGGCCGUGGAGCUCGGCUUGGACCCCAGCCUUCAGGCGGAGCUGGAGACGGCGGCCAAAGUCUUCGGGGGGCUCCAUGAGCUUCCCCAGGUGCAAGCCAGGGGCGACAUGGAUAUCGACAUCGACCUCAUGGAGUCCGCCGAGCUGCGGGAGGCGUUGGAGGCGGCAGGACUCGCGCAGCCUGACGAGGCCACCGACGCGGACGUGCGGGUGGCGCACAAACGUGUCUUCGACUCCUUCACGCACGCGGCUACGGCGCACGAGAGGAAGAAGAAGGCUCGAUCAGCUCCUUUCUGA
This is a messenger RNA of Prorocentrum cordatum, 1101 nucleotides long. The record is from the annotation of a GenBank genome assembly. Lineage: Eukaryota; Dinophyceae; Prorocentrales; Prorocentraceae.